GAAAUACUUAUCUUAUCGCUCUCUUUACUUCUUAUCAGCACAGAGUCCAUCAAGAUUAGGCUGAAGUCUCGUACCGAGCUGUAGCUUUCCCCUCAAUCUGCGUCCAGCACUAACGCCAUGACUCCGCCGUAACCGUGCAGAUUCAAGGCUGACAACAGCCCCCCAAUCCUCCUCGCUUAUCGUUGUCAACGAUAACAUAUCUUCGGAUUGUCAUCUUACAAUGAAACUGGUUUCUUGACGCAUCUCAUAUCCGAAGCCGCACAAACAUGUCCAGCGAGUCACAACCGACAGCAGAGGUCACUGGCCCAACAGCAUUCUGGAUCCUCGCCUCUCUAGCAUCAGCAGCAGCAGCACAACCGUCUGGCAAUCGAAAACGAGACAAUGACCUCUUCGGAGGCAAUGUCGAUAUCGUUCGCUCUAUCCCCGCCGUCUGUCUCAUCGAUUCAAUCUUUGACUUGUUUGUACUGGCCGGAGGUAUUUCGAGAUUUUUGUCGUCACACAAUUCGACUCAGCAGACUCGUCGCAACUCACCAAAAGCCACUGGCCUGGUCAUCAGAUUAGCCUUGACAAUAUUUACCGUCCUGCCACAGACCAUCAAAGUCUUUAGUCUCCAGGGCGUACCUGCGACGCAAAUUUGUGCUUUUAUCUUCUUCUUUGCCAAUAUUACCAAGCUUCUGGUAUCCAUUUGUGGAUGGGAGCCAGAAGGGAUCCUCCAAGAGAAGGAUGAUUCAACGUCAAUUGAUGUCUUAUUGUCGUCAGUACUCCAAGCGCCAUUCGAGUUUUGGAUAUGGUUUAAUAUCAGCCGACAAGCCUCUUUCAAACUUUCCACGGAGGUGGAAAAUCUUUGCGAAUGGGCCGCGAUGGUUGUUACCUUCUCCAUGGUAUUGCAGGUCGUCAUAUGGAUUGCGUAUCUGGUCGCGCGACGACGCCUAGACCUCUCGAGAUCACUCUAUAUAGUACCGAUGCGAGGUUUUUACUUGGUCAUGGUGGUCCUUGGGCUUGCAAGACAGCCUUCUGCGAGGACUCCAUCGCAAGCGACGAUCAAGCCGCCACCGAGGUGGAUGGACGUAUUCAAUUAUAGUUCGGGCUUAAUCAUCUGUACCGCCAUUGUCAGCAUAGCUAUCGCCAAGCUAUUGGAGUCGAUCGGAACUCUUUUAGCAUUCUUGUUGUCUCGUGGUAGCUUGGAAGACGAACAGAGCGGGCAAUCGGAGGUGCAAUUCACCUCGGGUGAAGAUACCGCUGAAGAGCAGGAUGAGACCAGGGAACAGAUGUUUGCGGGUCAUCCUGAAGCAUGGCUGGGAAGGAUAGGCGUUGCUCCGGAUCAAUUGGUUAUGCGGGGCCUCACGUUGAACACGACAGCCAGCACGAGCAUUACGCUGACACUGUUCAACUUUAUCACUACUGUCUUCUACUAUCUCGUGUACUUUGAUGGGACUGGGACAGAAAAUCCCAGUUGGACAAGUGUCUUAGGGUAGUGGCUGAUAGGAGCACAACCUUUGCCUAUUUUAUAUCAAGCUCUGGGUCAGGAAUGUUAAGGAUAGGACCAAACGGUAUUACGGUGCAUAAAUGAAACAAUGACAGUCUAAUGACAACCCUGAUAUAUAUAUCUAUCUCUAAAACAACCAUGAAUUACAUAAUAAAAGACAAGAUCCAUCGC
This is a messenger RNA of Fusarium odoratissimum NRRL 54006, 1657 nucleotides long. RefSeq lists its product as uncharacterized. The transcript has a single exon. Bases 267 to 1475 code for a protein of 402 amino acids. The record is from RefSeq and is a predicted model, not a curated record. NCBI's taxonomy places the organism in Eukaryota, Fungi, Ascomycota, Sordariomycetes, Hypocreales, Nectriaceae.